AAGUGUGUGCGUCCUUGAGCGAGUCGAGCGAAAAUGUUCUGUAAAAUAUUAGAUAUAGCUCAUGCACUGUACAUUACGUGAGGUACCUAAUUGCAAUUUAACGCUCGUCGAUCACGGGUGUAACAAUUAUUUUCGUGGAUGGCUCACCUACGUCGCAGAAUUUUGUGAUUACAUUAUGUGUGAUAUGUAAUGAGUGAUAAGCAGACUGCACCUAUUUUGCCACCCCUUAAUGGGGGUGGAGGAAACAAUGGGGGAGGCAAUGGAGGUGCACCACAACAAACUGUUAGUUUGCAACAAGUUCUUGCCAGUGCUCAAGGGCUUAAUGUUCUCACUACAGGUGGUGGACAACAGUUUGUUAUUACUUCACAGGUUCCUGGCCUUGCACAGGUCAUACCGAGCAGUGCAACAACAAAUUCUAAUAUUCAACAAGUUGGUGUUACAAGACUUGUUAAUAUUAGUGGUACACCGCCACGUGCAAGUACUGUGGGAGUUGCAAGUGCAAGUGGUUCACCUCUUGCCUCUCCAUCUCGUCAGAAUUCACCUAAAGUUGUUUUAGCAACAUCUCCAAAACUUGUAAGAACUUCUAUUGGAAAUAUGUUUGUUGCACCAACAUCUCAAGCCUCAAUGCAAUCACCGCCAGCAAGGAAGAAGUUGAAGUUAGCAGAUUCCACUGAAAAACCUAUUAUGUGCGCUAUUGAUGCAACAGGCUACAGGAGAAGAAUUAUGGAACACAAAAUGAAAAGAAUGCGUGCAAUAAGGGAAAAAUAUGCCGACAAUGCAUCAGAGCUGUUUUUUCUUCAUGCUGGAGGCAACAUGAUGGAUUUCCAAACCUGGAGGAAGAGACCGCCAACACCUCAGUAUCUGCAUUUUUUACGACAACAUAGAUUAGAUCCAGAAGACGACGACGAAGAUUUAACAGUACCACUGCCAACAAUAUCAGAAAUUCCUUUAACUGCAACUGUAACAGCAACAGUCUCUACAAUAGUUCCUGUGAGUCAGUGUGCAGAAGUAAAAAUCUCUGGUAUGAAUGUUACACCAGUUGCAGUAUCCACAACAUUGCCUGCUGCAGUAGCUCAACUCAAUCAACAAGGACACGUACCAGGUAGGCCUCAAGGGGGCCGCCAUGGCAUGGUGUUUGCCUUCAGAGCAGCAAUUCAAUCUUCACCAGUCACCGUUCACUCUCCACCUACUUCUACUCUAGCACCCGCGCUCAUUAUAGGGAGUGCACCACUCGUUCCAGGCUCACCGAAACAAAUAACAACAACAACAGCUACAACAACAACAACAACAACAGCAGCAGCAGCAGCAGUAGCAGCAUCUCCAGUUGCAGACAAAUUGUCUACAACAGCUGCAACUAUUACAACAACUAGUACCACUACUACUGCAACUGUAACAGUUACUUCUACUCUCACUCCUACACUUACUGCAACUGUAACUACUACAAUAGCAAAAACAUCUACUGCGCCUACUAUUAGCCCCUCUCAGCCUGUUGUUAAACUUGUUAAAUUACCUGUCUCUAAUUCAACAACAAGUGAUAUCACAAAUAACCAAGAACAAAUUGUAGAAAAGGCUAAACAGGAAGCAUAUGUAAUGCAAAGGAUUGCCGAGUUGCAACGUGAAGGAUUGUGGUCGGAAAGAAGAUUGCCUAAGGUUCAGGAACCAGCUCGUACAAAGGCUCAUUGGGAUUACUUAUUGGAGGAAAUGGUUUGGUUAGCUGCUGACUUCGCCCAAGAACGAAAGUGGAAGAAAGCUGCGGCGAAAAAAUGCGCGCGCAUGGUUCAGAAAUACUUCCAGGAAAAAGCAAUACAAGCACAAAAAGCUGAGAAGUCUCAAGAACUUAGGCUAAAGAAGAUUGCUAGUUUUAUUGCUAAAGAAAUCAAAACUUUCUGGACAAACGUCGAAAAGUUGGUGGAGUAUAAACAACAAACACGGCUCGAAGAAAAAAGAAAACAAGCAUUAGAUCAACAUUUAAAUUUUAUUGUUGGACAAACUGAGAAAUAUUCGACAUGGUUAACAGAAGGACUUAAUAAAACUGAUGGCCCACAAAGUAUACCAGCCUCCAUGAAUAGUUCACGAAUAUCCUCUCCAAUUCCACCUGGAAAAUCUCAUUCUGACGAGGACUUCCAACCAAACCAAAGUUCAGAUGACGACGAAGAAACUAUAGCUAAGGCAGAAGAGGAAUUAAAGUCUGUAACAAACCACAAAGAAGAGGUUGAAUUAUUAAAGAGAGAAUCGGAAAUUCCAUUAGAAGAUCUUUUGAAAGAUUUGCCACCCAAUUACUUAGAAGAUAGAAAUAAAAAUUUGUCACCUUCAAAAGAAAUUGCGCAGGAAGAUAACGAUGAAAAGGCAGUAGAUGGUGAUACAGAUUUUGUUGCUGCGUCAGACGAAUCCUCGGAUGAAGAAGAAACUAUAAUGGAACAAGAGAAAUUGGAAGAAAAUACAGAUUAUAAACAAGAAUUGGAUGAUCUCAAAGCUGAAAAUGAAAUGUCUAUCGAUGAACUUAUGGCUAAAUAUGGCAAUAUAUCGGACGUUCCAAUGGAUGUUGAUCAAGAGCCUGGUCAAGAAUCGGAUAAAGAAAGCACAAAAGAAGAGGAAGGUCAAGAGAAUGACGAGGAGUGUACUAGUAGUGAAAAUGAAAGUGAAGAAAGUAGUAAUGAAGUUGGCGAACAAGAGUCUCAAACGCAAAGCGAUAACGAAGCCGAUGUUGGUCUUAAAUCUCUCUUAGAAGAUAUAUCUAUAGAAAAAUCUACAACUGACAAGACUGCAGAAAUGGAUCAUUCAGAUGCUCACAACGAAAUGGAUAACGUCGCCGCUUUGGCAGAAAGCAUUCAACCCAAGGGGAAUACUUUACUGACUACUAGUGUUGUUACUAAAAUUCCAUUCCUUUUAAAACAUUCUCUCCGAGAAUAUCAGCACAUAGGAUUGGAUUGGCUUGUUACAAUGUACGACAGAAAACUAAACGGUAUUUUGGCAGACGAAAUGGGUUUGGGUAAAACCAUACAAACUAUUGCUUUACUCGCACAUUUGGCAUGCGAAAAAGGUAAUUGGGGCCCACAUCUUAUAAUAGUACCAACCUCUGUAAUGCUUAAUUGGGAAAUGGAGUGCAAGAAAUGGUGUCCCGGUUUUAAGAUUCUGACUUACUAUGGAACACAAAAAGAAAGAAAGCAGAAAAGGACAGGUUGGACAAAACCCAAUGCUUUUCACAUUUGCAUAACAUCAUAUAAACUGGUCAUUCAGGAUCAUCAAAGCUUUAGAAGAAAAAAGUGGAAAUACCUUAUAUUGGAUGAAGCUCAAAACAUUAAAAAUUUUAAAUCACAAAGAUGGCAGUUGCUAUUGAAUUUUCAAACGCAACGACGUUUGCUGCUUACCGGCACCCCUCUUCAAAAUAAUCUUAUGGAACUGUGGUCUCUAAUGCAUUUUUUAAUGCCUAAUGUCUUUCAGUCACACAGAGAAUUCAAAGAAUGGUUUAGUAACCCUGUUACGGGAAUGAUCGAAGGAAACAGUGAAUACAAUGAAAACAUUAUUCGUCGUCUGCAUAAGGUUUUACGGCCAUUCUUACUACGAAGAUUAAAGACAGAAGUAGAAAAACAGUUGCCUAAAAAAUACGAACAUGUUGUUAUAUGCCGAUUAUCAAAACGGCAGCGAUAUCUAUACGAUGAUUUCAUGUCGAGGGCAAAGACAAAAGAGACUUUGGCCAGCGGUAAUCUAUUAAGCGUCAUCAAUGUAUUAAUGCAACUGCGUAAAGUGUGUAACCAUCCAAACUUAUUUGAAGUAAGACCAACAGUGUCGCCAUUUCAAAUGGACGCUAUUGAAUAUGUUACAGCUUCGUUAAUAUGGAGUGCUCUGGAAUACGAUCCAUUUAAGCAUAUCGACUUAUCUAGUCUGAAUCUUCUUUUGUGCGAUUUGGAGUUAACCCAUACUGCGUUUGUGGCUCAUAGAGUAAGGCGAUUACAAACACCCCGAAAGCUUAUUGAAGAAAUAGAUAGUCAACCAGACCCACCUCCAAGAUGUCCACCUGGAAAAAUAAAAAUUAAUGUUAGACUGUCUAAUCAAGCUAAACCACCAUCCACUCCGCAGCAGACUCCAUCGAAAUUAAAAAACUUGACUGGAAUAUUACCCACUACAAGGGUUGGAACGUCCCCUUUGAUAAAAACAUUAAACAAUCAAAGCACUACAGGGCAAGGCGUUACCUUAAGGGUAUCAGGUGGUCAACAAUUACAGGGAUAUUCGGUACAAUUGGUUCAGCAUCAGGGUAGUGUAAAAGCCAUUCCUGUUGGAACACUAGCACAUAACCCACAAAGUACAACAGUGACAUCAACUACAGCAGCAACGAAUGCACAGAAGAUUACAGUAGGGAAUGCAAAUAUCAAAGAUGGACUGCAACGAUUAACCACGCAGACAGUCACAGUUAAACAAGGUGAUUCCGUCCAAAGAAUAGCAGUGCCUAGUUUUGCACAGCUGGUUCAAACAUCUACUGGUAGACAUAUCAUUCUGACUUCGAAUCAGCAAAACACUAACACAGUUUCGUUUCCAGUAAUGACGCCCGGCGGACAGCGCUUAACAGUUUUAUCUAAAUCUCUGAUGGGCCUAUCUACUUCGGCAGCCACGGUGAAUAAAGUUGUAGGAGGAGUAGUAACUACAGCAACGAGUGGUACAAGUGGAAGACCAGUAAUGAGAGUACCACCGUUGAACGUGACUGCUUCUCAGACGCAGCCAUCCGCUGGCAAUGGACAAUCUCCACAGCAAUCGAUUCGUUGCGGUAUUGUUACUAGACACGCACAAAAAGAAUCUGAAAAGGCACAAAUGAAGGAACGUCCAAAGUCCGAAUUUUAUUUGCCGCAAUUAGAGGAAGAACGAAAGCAAAGGAGACAAGCCAAACUCCGUCUUAUUGCGAAUAUUAAUGAAAGAAGAUGCGCAGCAUGUCCUUUAUACGGUGAAGAUUUAUUCAUGGCAUUGAGAAUUGGAAAACCGUCUACAGCGUGUCGAUGGCACAAUGGUUGGGUUCAUUGCACGAACGCUAAAGACAGUCCACGCACGCGUAGACAAUUCUUUUCUCGUACAGAAGCGCUUGCGGAGGCAAUUAAAAGUACAGAACAAAUCGUUGAAGAGCUUAAGGAAGUUUUUGAAAGGUUUGUUGUACAUGUUCCUGCUGUGUGUGCACCCACGCCACGUUUUCAUGUUUCACAUCCACCUCCACAUAAACUAUACGAUCAAAGGCGUAUGCAGACUGAGCUGCAACGUCAACUGUCGCCGAAAUUCGCGUUGUUCCAUCCAGUAACUAGUGCAAUGAUGACUCAAUUCCCAGAUCCCCGAUUGAUACAGUACGAUUGCGGGAAACUACAAUCCUUGGAUCGACUUCUCAGAAAGCUUAAAACGGGCAACCAUCGAGUCUUAAUUUUUACACAAAUGACGAGAAUGUUAGACGUGUUAGAAGCUUUUCUUAAUUUCCAUGGCCAUAUAUAUUUACGUUUAGAUGGUACAACCAGGGUAGAUCAACGACAGGUUCUUAUGGAGAGAUUCAACGGCGACAAACGAAUAUUCUGUUUUAUAUUGUCGACGAGAUCCGGAGGUGUGGGUGUAAAUCUUACAGGUGCUGACACUGUUAUAUUCUAUGACAGCGAUUGGAAUCCCACUAUGGAUGCCCAAGCGCAAGAUAGGUGUCAUAGAAUAGGUCAAACACGGGAUGUACAUAUCUACAGGUUAGUAAGUGAAAAAACCGUAGAAGAAAAUAUUCUAAAGAAGGCAAAUCAGAAGAGAUUGCUCGGAGAUUUAGCUAUCGAGGGUGGCAAUUUCACAACUGCAUACUUCAAGAGCUCUACUAUCCAAGAUCUUUUCAAUAUUGACCAAACGGAGAACGAUGCGUCUAUGCGAAUGGCUGAAGUGUUAGAACAGAACAAAGACCGUGAGAAGUUUCUACAGAAAGACAGUCAGGGACAGGGUGUGGAUGACAAAGCGGCGAUUGGUGCACUGGAAAGUGCUCUCGCUGCCGCUGAAGAGGACCUUGAUGUUCAAGCGGCGAAAACUGCCAAAGCUGAGGCUGUUGCCGAUUUGGCAGAGUUCGACGAGAAUAUACCUUUAGAUGAGGCGGAUAAGGAUGAUGUGCAAGUCAGUAAGGCUGAACUUGAAGUGCAAAAUCUGGUAUCACAGCUCACGCCCAUAGAACGUUACGCGAUGAAGUUUGUGGAAGAGUCGGAGGGUGCUUUUUCCGCGGCGCAGCUCGCAGCAGCGGAGCGAGAGUUGGAGGAACAGAAAAAAGAGUGGGAGUUGGAUCGACUGCGAGCAUUGCGUGAGGAGGAAGAGAGGCGAAUGAGGUUGGCCGACGAUGACGAAAAACCCUUAACAUUCGGACGCGAGGACGCGCAGAAUCAGGUUAAUAAUGCUAGUAAUUCUAAGAAGUUAGUCAGUAAGAAACUGCCGGCGAAUAGGAGGAGGAGGUCGCGUAGGAAUAAUAGUAAGAGUGCCCAGGAGUCGGAAAGUGAGAGCGAUACUACCACAGAAUCGGAAUCAGAGUCUCAAGAGGACGUGGUAGAAGACAGUCUUGACGAGGAAUCGAGUCAUACAGAGAGUCAGAGUCAAGGGGACGAGGAUGAUGAGGAGGAGGAUGAAACAAACGAUCAAAACGAUUCUGAGCGAGGGGGGUAUCCGAAGCGUAAAAACCGUUCGAAUAAUAAAUCUUUCAGUCAAAAUCAUUUCGAUUUGAACAGUCCGCGAACGAGAUCCAGAGGAAACGUGAAGAUAAAUCUGUGGACGUUGGACGUGAGUCCGAUCUUGCCAGGUAUAAAACCGAAGUGUCGGGGCAGAGCUAGUAAUAUCCGUAAGCAGAGGGAGUUGGAGAUGAGAAUGAAGGCGGAACAAAGUUUCGCACUACCAUUGCCACCACCCACUUCGAGUCCAAAACGAUUGAACACUACUAAUAAGCCUGACGAUGAGCAGAGUACUAUAAAUCCGAAAGGACAAUUGCCAGAACUGAAAUUGACUAAGGUGGACGUCAAAUUUUCUGCUAGCAAAGAUUCAACCAGGACUGUUGAGAAUUAUAAAACGAUCGGAAAUCAUUGCGUCGUCGCGGCAUCGUCGCUAAAGACAAAAUUGAAAAAAAACACAGACGUGACAGAUGAAUCUGAUUCUGUUGUACGUUUAGAUUCUUUAGAUACAGAAGCGUGUAUUCGAGUGGCUGGAUCGGUAUCCAGCGUGCGGGAAGAACGUAAAAUUAUGGAAUUUAUCACGAUCGAUACGAAAGUUGACGACGAAGAGGAGAUACAGACGAAGUGUAACAAUACAGACGAAGAAAGUUGUGAAGAGGACCCAGAAAAUCCUGAUGUAAGUUUUGUUUCACAGAAUCAUAGCUCUUGUUCUACCGUGGCAGAGUCGGGUACGUUAAAAAUGAUGUCUGACUCGGAUCUAUCCGAAGAAAUCAACGUGUCAGAAAAUUCAUUGUCAACUCCGUUAAAGAAUAAAAUAAUAAUUCGGGAAGUAGACGAAUCUACCGCGAAAUCGGUCGCAGAUAAAACAAGCGGUUCUGUUUCAAAAAAUUUAGUCACUGAAAUAACAGACGAACGAUCAGAGGCAACAGAAAGUGAAAUUGUAGACGUGAGCGUCGACGCGGAAAGCAACGAGAGGCCGCGAAGUCCGAACAAUCUCAAGGAAAAGGUGAACAUAGAACAAACGUUACCAAAUAAGGAACAAUCAAGUAAAAAUUUAAAUUCGGACGCAAAGGACGACUCGAUCAACGGUAACGUGUCCAUUUCUGUGAUAGAAACAAGCUCUAGUCAGGAGACCGGCAACAAUGAACAACAAGGAACUUGUGCUGAAUCGAACGACGAAGAAACAAAAUUUGAGUUGAUGCAAAGUAACGACAAUAAACCAGCAGAAUCUUACACGGACAUUCUUGAAUCCAAUGAGACGACUGAAUCUGAUCCUAGUUUAGAGAGUAAGCUGAAAUUUCGUAAGCCAGGCAUAAUAUCUCAUGGAGUAACUACGAGAAGAGCAAAAAUAAAUGUGAUGGUUGAAAAUGCUGAAAGCAAAGACACGGAUACUCGAGCAAGUUCUACUGAAUCGAAUAUACCAAAGCAAAAUCAAGAGAGUGAAAAUUUAAGUAUUAGUAAGAAGGAAGUAGCGAUUAAGGUAGCCUGGAUAAGAAGACCCGACACACCAAGGCCUGUUACAGAACAGGGCAGAAUUACGAGAUCCAGUGCUGGGCGUUCAUUAACUCCACCGCCCAGCAGUAGUCCCUCAAAAUCUGUCCAAAGAAGACAACCAGACACUCCUUUGGCAGAUUGUUUAAAAACCUCUCCCAGGCCAGUAACCAGAUCAUCGUCUAAUGUAAAUUCCCCGGUACGAAACGAGGAGCAGCAUGCAUCUUACGAAAAACCAACCACGCGAAGUUCCAAGUCUUUAGAUAACGGUUUUCUAAAUCCUGCUCAGUUUCGAAGAAGUAGUUCGAUACCGCCAAUGAAAUCGUCGGAUAUGAAGGACGUCUGUGGUCAUACUACCAAGUCGAAAAAGUCCAACGAGUCUCCAGUUGUAAACGCAAGUAUUAUAAAACGACGACCGGACACACCGGUUCCUACUUUCGAACAGGUGGCGAGAGUUACCCGGUCUGGGUUAAAUUUUACUCUAAAUCCAGGAAAGUCCAGUCCCAAUCACGUAUCUCCUCUGAGAGGAAACAAACACGUCCGGAAGACAGAUUCGUCUGGCGACACAAAAGCACAGGAGUCGUCACCUACGAAGGCAGAAACACUGAGUACAGAUUCAAACGGAAACGCAGUUGCGUCCGAAGACUUAACGAAACAGGAUGACUCGAGUUUCACGGAGAUGAACGAGAAACCACAACGAACGGCCAAGGUGGUCGCGAUUCUUACGUUGGAUACUCGAAGCAAUCACACUGGCAAGACCUCAGGCUCUGUUCAUCCGAAGGCUAAUUGUAAUUCUACCGACACUAAGAAUACUAACAAGAAGGGUACAGACUCGAGUACAUCCGAUUCACCGGGGAAAAAUUGUCUUCUCAGGAUCUCGGACGUUACCACGAGUUGUAAGUUGGAUGGAUGGUGUAGUUCUGGAUUGGACAACGCUUCUACGGUACUCACCGGCGUAGCAAGUACUUACACGUCCGGAAAAACGGGGAAAUCGUCGACCGCGAAUAAAGGUGGAUCUCCGUUGAGUUCGAAACUUAAAACGGACAAGGUUCCGUUGCCUAUGCAGUCAGCGGUGAUCGCGCUGGUCGAUCUGGACAACGAUCCGAAUUACGACUCGGCGGACGGGUCGAAAAGAUUACGGCGGAAAAUGAAAAGGACUCGAUUGACAUCGUUCUCGAAGUCGUUGUCGUCCGGUAAAGCGAACGAGUCGCAAACGGUCGACACGUUGGACGAAGAAGAGGAAGAAGACGAACAGAUCCCACCGUCGAAGAAGUCAGUUCGUUCUCAGCAUCCGUCUCCUCCUUCUUCUUCGUCUCCUCCUCCUGCUUCGCAAACAGCGCAAUUGGGAAAGAUAAGCAGCGGCACCGUGUCUUGAGUCUCG
Molecule: messenger RNA, 9513 nt
Organism: Dufourea novaeangliae
Lineage: Eukaryota; Metazoa; Arthropoda; Insecta; Hymenoptera; Halictidae
Gene: dom
Product: helicase domino
Exons: 27
Coding region: 190-9507 (3105 amino acids)
Cellular component (GO): Swr1 complex
Molecular function (GO): ATP binding; ATP hydrolysis activity; ATP-dependent chromatin remodeler activity
Source: RefSeq, a predicted model, not a curated record